Musa acuminata AAA Group (dessert banana) is the source of this 1104-nucleotide messenger RNA. RefSeq lists its product as uncharacterized. The transcript is spliced from 2 exons. Gene Ontology annotation, cellular component: RNA polymerase III complex. The record is from RefSeq and is a predicted model, not a curated record. Gene Ontology annotation, biological process: transcription by RNA polymerase III. Lineage: Eukaryota; Viridiplantae; Streptophyta; Magnoliopsida; Zingiberales; Musaceae. The coding region runs from base 241 to 954 and encodes 237 amino acids.
ACAAACCCCAAACCCUCCCCACUACGGCGGUGUCUCUUCUCUCGUGAGCGGUACUUCUUCCUCUCCCUUCCCCUCCCGGCGGUGCCCCUUCCUAUUCCUUCCCUCUCGUUGUCGCUUUCUCUCUUUCUCGCUUCCAGCAGCCGUCCGUCCCUCCUCCCUCCCUUCCUCCCCCCAGGACUCUGCUGUUAUCAGCCCGCCGCUAGCUUCCUCUGCCCCUGCUCUCUGCCUCUCUCCAUCACAAUGAGUCGCCCUCCGAUGACACCGCAAAAGAGGCGACAACCUGACUCACAAACUCAACCUCCUGCUCUACCUGAAAGCGAGCGGAUUCUCUACGAACUGAUCAAAAGCAGAAAGAACAUGGGGAUUUGGAUAGCUGACAUGAAAAGAGAAGCAGGCAUUCAGAAUAUUAUUGUUACCAAGGCUCUCAAAUCGCUCCAGAGCAAGAACCUCAUAAAAGAUGUUGUUAAUGUUCACAAUAAGUCAAGAAAAACCUUCAUGGCUGUAGAGUUUGAACCAUCGAAGGAAGUAUCUGGGGGUUCAUGGUACUCAGAUGGAAGCCUUGAUACGGAGUUCAUUAAUAUUUUGAGGAUGAUGUGCUUGAAGCAUAUUGAAGACCUUAGGAUUGCAACUAUUGAAGAUAUCCAUAAGUGCAUUGCGGCCUCUCGAAUAAUGAAGGUGGAAUGUACCAUGCAGCAGGUACUGGAGAUUGUUCGGGCAUUGGCUUUGGACAAGGAGAUCGAGGAAUUAAAGAGCACUGGAGUAGCUGAAUUUUCUAUGGUUCAAUCUGGAAAGAUUUGCUAUAGGCGCUCGAGAGGUAGACAAGGUCCCAGUGUUGGUCACUUAUCAUCGAUUCCUUGUGGAAUGUGUCCACGGAUAAGCGAGUGCACACCUGAGGGUGUUAUAUCACCAAACACCUGUGUGUAUUACAAACAAUGGCUCAAAUUGGAGUUCUAGAUUCAAAAUGGUCGUUAGAGGUCUUUGUCUAUAAUGUCAUCCGAUACUUCGAUAAGGUGAUUUUCUUCCCCCUUUUCCCUUUGCAUUUGCUACAAAUUCACUUACUAGCUUAUGUUUACAUAAUCAUAUUUUUUGUCUUCAAAGAAUGGA